AUGUGGUGCUGCAUCACGCAGGACAACCAGGACUCGGAGCUGACAGUAGCCGCCUCUCACGUCCUGCCUCAGGGCAUCGACAUCGGGAACCUUGAAGACCGCCCGGAGUUCAUCUAUCCAGAUGGUUCAAGCUAUGUUGGCCAGUGGAAUGGCAGCAAGCGAGAAGGAACUGGCAUUCAGGUGUGGAAGGACGGUGAGCGGUACGCGGGUGGCUGGAUGGCUGACCAGUUUCAUGGCAACGGGAGGUUUGAGCACCAGAAUGGGGACUUCUACGAAGGCGAGUUUGAUACCGGAGCCGCGCACGGCAAAGGCACGUACCAGCAGAUUGGAGGUGCAAAAUACGUCGGCGAGUGGCAGCAGGAUCAGAAGCACGGCUUCGGCGAGGAAGCUUGGCCUGAUGGCACGAGGUACUCAGGCUACUACGUGCGGGGAGAGAAGUCUGGCUAUGGAGAGCUGCUGUGGGCGGACGGGCCGGGAUCCCGAGCCAGACAUGAUCCUAUGCUGUGGUUCAUGGCUGAGUUUGUGUUGGCUUCGACUCGAGGUGAUCGUUGCUUCCCGUGGUCGUCGCUGUCGUGCUUGUCUCUGUGUGCAUGGCGUGCUUUGUGGUGCAGAGCAGGUCAUGUUUGUAAGCAGCAUACGUGCCAAUGCUGGUCACAGAAGGCAUCCUGCGGAAGACGAGCACUAAGCUUUUCGGCCUGGAAGCAGCGGUGA
Symbiodinium necroappetens is the source of this 711-nucleotide messenger RNA. Lineage: Eukaryota; Dinophyceae; Suessiales; Symbiodiniaceae. The record is from the annotation of a GenBank genome assembly.